GAAAGACGUACUGUAGAGCUCCUGGAGCACAGUCUGAGAGAAAAAAGGAGGGGGCACUGUUUCCCCUCUCUCUUCUCUCCCUCUGGCUUUAAAAAGUGAAACAGCUCUUUGAAAAGAAAGGGGGGAGGGGUCAAUGCCUUCUGUACUUUCACCAUCCUGUCUGGACUAUGAGGAGUAUAUAAUGCACGGACUCUAACUUGUAAUCCAGACACAACGCGGAGCUUCAGCCCGAGAACCAGCUGAGGACCUGACAACACAAAGGGCAUGAACCACGUCAAGCUGGCCCUUCUGGGAAGCCAAGGGGCUGGGAAAUCAGCUGUCCUUGUGCGGUUCUUGACCAGACGGUUUAUUGGGGAAUACGCCUCGAAUGCAAACUCCUUGUAUCAUAAGAGGCUAUCAAUAGACGGCCGGCAGCUGAAUCUUGAAGUGUUUGACCCCUGCUCUCAGAGCUCUGAGGCCAGGUGUAUCCUGGAGGAGCCGGUGGACUGGGCAGACGGCUUUGUGGUGGUGUACAACAUCAGCGACCGCACUUCCUUCAUCGACGCCAAAAGCAUCCUGCGGCAAAUCCGGGAGGCUCGCACGGACAACUGCAAAGGGGAGGCGGACGUUCCCGUGUGUCUGCUGGGCAACAAGCAGGACCUGUGCCACGUCCGGCAGGUGCGGGAGGACGAGGGCCACAGCCUGGCGCAGGAGAACCGCUGUCACUUCCAGGAGGUGUCGGCGGCAGAGAGCUACCAGGACAUCGCCAACCUCUUCACCCAGCUCAUCCGCCAGGUGAUGGAGCACCUGAAGUACCGGGCCGACCGCCGGCGCUACAGCGGCUCCAAGUCCAUGGCUAAGCUCAUCAACAAUGUGUUUGGCAAGAGAAGGAAAUCAGUGUGACGGUCCUGAGAUUGCUUUUUUUUUUUGGGGGGGUGGGGG
Messenger RNA from Fundulus heteroclitus (mummichog), 921 nucleotides. RefSeq names its product RERG/RAS-like b (gene rerglb). NCBI's taxonomy places the organism in Eukaryota, Metazoa, Chordata, Actinopteri, Cyprinodontiformes, Fundulidae. Bases 265 to 882 code for a protein of 205 amino acids. Gene Ontology annotation, molecular function: GTP binding; GTPase activity. The record is from RefSeq and is a predicted model, not a curated record. The transcript is spliced from 5 exons.